AUGCCAUCGGCCAGUUCCCUCAGUGUCACGGAUACGUGUGACCGAAGGCCUGCAUGCACGAAACGAAGGCGGCAUGCGCUUUCAGUCGCUGAGGAGCUGCUCUCCGCGCUCUUUAAGCGCCGCUCUGAUGUGGAUUCUGCCGGGCAGCAGGGGCUCCUGGAUGUCUGGACCUGGGAGUCACGGCCUGCUGAGUCCUCGGCGGAUGCCGGGGCGUCCCAUCUGGCCGGGCUGACAUUCGAUGCGCCGUCAGCGCAGGAGUGGCUGAAGCAGCUGGAGCCGUCGCCAGAAGAAGACCUCCUGGCAGAUGCUCUGGUUGAAGGACUCGCUGAGCGGCAGAAGGCUGCCCCGUCGCAUGUUCCUCGCACUGUCAAGCCGGAGGAAGCCCGCCGUUUGAAGGACCUGGUCGCGGAGCUGGGUUCCCUGCAAGAACAGUUUUCCAAGGAACGGGAACAGCUUGGAGCGGAAAAGGAGGAAAUUCGGGCCAAAGCGGCUGACAUUGCAAGAAGAGAGGCCGAGUUGCAGGCCGAGAAAGAGUCUCAGCGAAGCCGCGAGGAGGCGAGACGGAACUAUCCGCAACCUGCCGCUGCCCUGGAGAAGGUUGAGGAUUGCAUCAACAUAGCGGUUGUGGGCAAUUCCGGUGUGGGCAAAUCCCUGCUGAUCAACAGGCUGCGGAAGCUGCGGCCCCAAGCCGAGGGAUGGGCGGCGGUUGGCGUGAACGAGACGACCCGGGACAUGGGGCUUCGGUACUUUGAUGAAGUUGUUGUGGUGACGGCGGGACGUUUCACCGAGAUGGAGGUCGCAUUGCGUGGUGAAUUGGAGCGCCACGGCGUCCCAUUUCGCAUGGUGCGAACAAAGGUGGACCAGGACAUUGCAAACAACAAGGAGGACAACUUUGCAGAGAAGCAUGAGACUUUGAAGCAAAUCAGGGACGACUUGGAGCAAACCCACAAAGUGGAAACAACAAGUCUUUACCUGGUGUCAUCCAGGGAUCCAGAUGACUUUGAUAUGCAAACUCCCCGGCACAGUGCUGCAUUCUUUUGUGGACCCGGGCUCCCAAAGAUGGCUCAUCGUUGGUCCAUGGCGCUCCGCCCGGCGCUCUGCCCGGGGCCGGCACUCCGCCCGGCACUCCGUGGCAUGCGGCACCUCACAACCUCCACGCAGACUUCGGAGUCGGGGUCACUACUAACAGGCCAGCCCUUGCGCAUCGUUGCUGGAAAGGGCGCCAUGGUCUACGACGAUGCGGGAAAGGAGUACAUCGAAGCUAUGGCAGGGCUUUGGUGCACUGCUCUGGGCUGGGGGCAUGAAGAGCUCGUGGAAGCAGCCGCGAGCCAGAUGAGGAACUUGUCUUACUACCAUUGCUUCGCGGGCCGACAAGUUCCCAUUGCAGAGGAGCUGGCGGACAAAAUCAUCAGCCUGGCUCCAGAAAACUUGAAGGGAGGCAAAGUGUUCUUUGGAAUGUCCGGCUCGGAUGCCAAUGACACGCAGGUGCGAGUCUUGUGGCAUUACAACACCAUCAGAGGGCUGCCGCAGAAGAAGAAAAUCAUUGCGAGAGCGGGUGGCUACCAUGGAGUCACUUUGGCCAGCGGGUCCAUCACCGCACUCCCCCACGUCCAUGCGCAGAUGGGGCUUCCACUUGAUUUUGUGCGGCAUGUCAGCUGCCCAUCCUUUUACCGCUACGGCCGAGACGGCGAGUCCGAGGCCGACUUCGUGCGGCGCCUGGCCGCGGAGCUUGAGGAAGCGAUCCUCAAAGAGGGCCCGGACCAGGUGGCUGCCUUCUUUGCUGAGCCUCUACAAGGCGCUGGUGGGGUGAUCCUGCCGCCGGCCGGCUACUUCCCUGCGAUGAGGGAGGUCUGCGAGAGGUACGACGUUCUGGUCGUUGGUGAUGAGGUCAUCACCGGCUUUGGCCGUACUGGGCAGAUGUGGGGCUGCACUGCGUUUCAACAGAAGGCGGAUUUCCUGAGCUGCGCCAAGCAACUCACAUCAGGGUACGUGCCUCUCAGUGCCGCCAUCAUCCCUCGCUUUGCCUACGAAGCCAUCGAGGCCUCCACCGAGCGUCGAGGUGGAGUCUUUGGCCAUGGGUACACCUACACUGGUCACCCGGUGUCGUGCGCAGUUGCGCUGAAGAUGCUGGAGAUAUUCGAGCGAGACCAGCUUCUGGAGAAGGUGACGCAGCUGGCACCUCUUUUUCAGCAGCGGCUUCUUGGCCUCUCAGCGCAUCCGCUGGUGGGCAAUGCUCGCGGCAUAGGUCUCAUCGGCGCAGUUGAGCUGGUGAAGGAGAAGGAAACCAAGCAGCCUUACGAUGCCAGCCGUGCCGUGGCGGCCAAAGUCGUGCAGUUUGCUCUGGAACGUGGGCUCAUCGUCCGGGCGCUUCCCCAUGAUGUCGUGUCAAUUUGUCCUCCACUUAUUGUGAGUGCCGCAGAUGUCAAUGAGAUCUUCGACCGAUUGGAGGGUGCACUCUCCGAUGCGCUGGCAGCACUGGAAUCGGCGCCCUGCCUCAAGCGCCAGUCCGGGCUCCCAGCAACGAAGUCCGAACAUUGUGAGCGCUUCGCGUGCCCGCCUCGGCAGCCCAGCCAAGAGAGACCAGCAGAAGCUGCGCCAACACAAGUCCUAUAUGGCAAUGGACCUUUAAAGACUGUCGACGUUGCAAGCCUGCAGCACUUCCUGCGCUCUCCCCAUUUUCCACCACACUGCUUCGCAGAUGCCACCCGAAUUUGUCUGAACGCCGGUCGGCCACACGGAUUCGGCGAAUCCAACCUCGGCUGCACGGAGGUUGGAUCCAGAGGCUCACCACGCACCAUCGGCUUGGACCGAUGCCUGGGCAUUGCCGUGUUGGCCUCAAAGUGUGUACCCAGUGUGUACCAGUACGAUUCUACAUUGAUGUACGACUACGCUUGCAAUGCAGAGAAAGUGUACAUAUUAUCGCGCUGGUACGUGGAUGACGAGGCAAGGCUUCCAGCGUCAGAGGAUAAUUCCACAUAA
Messenger RNA from Symbiodinium natans, 2979 nucleotides. Lineage: Eukaryota; Dinophyceae; Suessiales; Symbiodiniaceae. The record is from the annotation of a GenBank genome assembly.